AUGAGGCCAAAUUCCAUCGCUUUGACGUCUGUCGCGGCCCUGCUGUCUGGUGUAAGCGGUCUGGCCCAUACAGCAACACGAUCAGCAUCCAAUCCAAGCUGCUUCCCUUUUGGCGCCGAGGCAAAGCUCAAUGCGAAUCUACAGCCUCCCCGCGUUUCCAGAGAGGAGUGGUGGUGUCCGCAGUCCGACUUUUAUGGCUUCCUCGGCUUCUCGUUUCCCUUCCAGUUCACCAAUGAGGACUUUGAGGUUUCGAGUAUUAGCUCGCACAUGCAGCAGAUGAAGCGCCAGUUUGGCACAACCAUGAUUCGCAUGUAUAUCCCAGAAAGCUACACCACGCAGCUAUGGGAAAAUGUGCUAGAAGCCGCUAUUCUCAACAACAUGGGCGUUGUGGUUCAAGUAGCAUUUCCCAUUAGCGGCAAUGAUCUCUCGUGGGAAAAGGUUCUCGAAACUACUCUGUUCGAAACCCUUGCGAAUAGUAAGUAUUCGAAAAUUGCGCCGUAUGUCAUCUACGCCGCCGAAUAUCUCAACGAGCCAGUUGGAGACUGCGACAUGUGCGCGCCUGGUAGCGCCGGCAACGCAUCUGAGCCAGCCAGUAUAAAGAACCUCACAAUGGGAAUGAGUGAUUUCCGCAACGAAAUGCACAAAUUUGGCAUCCCGGCAGGUAUUAGCGAGGACUGGGACAGGCCCAGCUUGAUGAGCGGUGCGCCUGGAUCGGAUGGGCUGGGCGUUGGACUGGGUCCAGUGGGCAAGGCGCUUGUGCCAGUUCUGGACUUUAUUCACGCUCAUGUCAUGGCAUAUUAUCACAAUAUUCAGGUUGACGACGCAUGGUCAUAUACGGCAAACCAAGUUCUAUGGUAUAAGAAGUACCUUCCGCAGUUUCCGCUCAUCAUUUCCGAAAUGAUGUGGGCAACAGGCUAUAAUGUCCUCCAUGCUGGCGGCUAUAUAACCGGAUUCGCUAUUGCAGAAGUGAGCGUUGCGGAUUACACCAAGUUCUGGAAGACGGUGGAUGCAAAUUGCGCCUUUCUGAAGGAGCAUAACACGGCAUAUUUUAUCCAUGCAUGGAGACAGGAGGGUACACUCAAUAUGCUUCAAAAUGAUGGAAGCGUUGUCAUUCCAAAUUGGAAGCCUAGGAAAUGGUGUUAG
This is a messenger RNA of Trichoderma atroviride IMI 206040, 1143 nucleotides long. RefSeq lists its product as uncharacterized. The record is from RefSeq and is a predicted model, not a curated record. NCBI's taxonomy places the organism in Eukaryota, Fungi, Ascomycota, Sordariomycetes, Hypocreales, Hypocreaceae.